AUAAGCGAUAACCGGCAGUGUACAAGAUAAACUGUAACUGAUAAUUUAUAUACAAUUAUUCAUUUUCCAAUUUGAUAACUUAUUGUUUACAUAUUUAUACUACUGUUUUUGGCUUAAGUAUUUCAAUAAAAUAUUUCAAACAAUGAAGCUCCUAUUCUUCGUGGUAUUUGUCUGUAUUCUAUGCGAGUAUUGCAUCCAUGGAUUUACCGAUGUGGAAAUUGAAGAAAUAAAUAAUAUCUGUGCUGACGAAAUAAAUAAACAUCGAGGACAAAAAGGCGAUCGAGGUUUUACAGGCAGUCCAGGCCGUCCAGGCCUGCCACUAGAUGGACCACCAGGCCCACCAGGGAGAUAUAUACCUGGUCCUCCGGGUAUGCCAGGUUUGCCAGGUAUGAAAGGUAGCAAGGGUACACCAGGCCUAGCGGGGCUGGAAGGUGUUAAAGGUGAUCCUGCGCCUUGUGCAUAUUAAACUAAGAGAGAACAAUAAUUAAUUAGUUAAAAGAUUUUCUAUACUUUCUUGUACUUUAAAUAGUCUAUCUAAAAUAAAAUAAAACAGCUCAAAAGUUAAUACAA
Diabrotica virgifera virgifera (western corn rootworm) is the source of this 570-nucleotide messenger RNA. Its product is annotated as complement C1q subcomponent subunit A. The record is from RefSeq and is a predicted model, not a curated record. The transcript has 5 exons. Bases 143 to 466 code for a protein of 107 amino acids. Lineage: Eukaryota; Metazoa; Arthropoda; Insecta; Coleoptera; Chrysomelidae.